UCUGCUAGCAUCAGACUUAGAUGAACGUCAAUACACUCCGCGCGCUACUACAACCAGGUUGCUGUUGAUUUCCAGCUUCCAUCUAUAUACAACGCCACAGCGAACAACAGUGUCGACUUGUUGGAUAUCGUGGGAUUUUCAAUUGUGAUUAUCAGAGAACCAUGGGGAAUCAUUCUAGUAGGAAAAACAAUGGACUCAAAUACCAUGGAAAAAAAGGUUGUGCAUUAAACAAUACAGAUGACCUGAACGAACCUCCAAUGGACUCCUACGACAAGUUGGUGGCUUGGUUAGUAGAAAUGGCUGAGAAUGACAACUCAGGAAUCGACAAAGCAUCAUUUGUGAACCAGAUACAGAACGUGUGUACUAAGCGAAAGAACAAGCUACGGAAUCAAGCCUCUUGGCAGACUUCGUGUGACUCCUAUGCAAGUACAGAAACACCAGCAGCCAGUAAAUCCUCGCGCUCCUUUGAAGACAUUAUUGACCCGAAUUCGAGGCUACGAGUGCCAGUUUCUAGCAGACAGACUACUUUCAGUGAGGACGAGGAAGACAAUGAAUUAAGAAAAUUAUCCAGUGAAAAUUUGUAUAACGAUGCUGAUAGAGAACGUGAUUUUGACAUUGUAGAUCCAAAAGAAAUAUUGUUAAAGAAACGGAAAAACUUUUUAACUUCCGGUAGAGCUGCGCAUGUUUUGAGUUCAAGUGUUGGUAAUCUUGUUGAUAGCCACGGUAUGCUUAUACAUGAUAUUAGAAGGAAAAGUUCAAGCAUGGUGAUCAUGCAAGCGCGAGGACAACAUUCUGUGGACAUAUUAGACCGACCAGAGCUGCCCCAGUUGACGGUUCAAAGCAGUAGUGAAGAGAAAAUACUUGACGACGAGUUGUUAGACGGCAAUAUAGCAGACAUCAUGUUUGCGGUGGAGGCGCUUUGGCCAAAAAAGUGAUAAUAAAAGCCGUCAUGGAUUGACAAUUUCAUAAACCAUAUCCCAAUGGUUUGUAAUUUGUGGAAGACUUUCCUUCGAUGAACGAUCAAGAUUUAUCUUGCCACGCGUGACUUUGGACGGAUGUUGUACGGUUUGCCAAAUAGCCUCCUUUUGGUUCGGUUCCGUUAUACGCACUGUUUGUAUUUAUGGAACAGUUGGACGUGCCUACAAUGAACACACGCAAUGUGACGUCAUCACAUGACGUCAUAUGAUGGAUUGAGUUUUGUUUUCUCUCUGCCAUGAUUGCCUUUGGUUACGAGCACAUGCUUUAUCAUUUUUCUUUAAAGAUGGCGCUUUAGUGCAUGGGCAAGACCAUUGAAUGGACAAAAUUGAUGAUGAACAUGUAUCGUGUUUGAAAGAUAUAUUGAAUGAAAAUUGUUCUUGUUAUGAAAUUAAGAACUUUUGCUGUAAUGAAAGGAAAAAGUUUAUUAAAGUGUACUUGUUAUUUCAAAAACGGAAUAGCCCAGAAUGAAGCUUUUUAAGCAAUCAACUUUCAAUUGACAUUGCUUGAUUCUGUCCUAGUUCGCUAUCAGUGAAUGAUUUUUGCGAUGACUGUUAUCUUUUUUAUAGUAAAACACGGUAAUGAUAGCUCUAUACAUUCCAUUUGUUCAAAAAACUUUCCUGACUUUUUUGUGACAGACCUGCUGAUUUGUUAUGGCUGGAAUCUGUCACAGCUGACCACUGUGUGUUUAUCACAUGCCAUUUUUGUAUCAUGAAUCACUUUUCUCCAUCAAUUUCAUGUUCGAAAAAGUGGCAAUAAUUUAACUAUAUUAUAUAUAUAUUUGUAUUUCUUUUUGUCUCCGAAGACAGCCAAAUGUAGCUCUGUAGUAUUGUUUAUAUGUACGAGCAAUACAUUCAAUUUGUACUCAAAGUUAUGUCUAUUAUUUGUAUGUGUAAGUCUUGUAAUCUUUUCAGACUAUAUCCAACAAACAUUGUUGUUGUCUUAUCCCGAGUUUCUACUUAAACAUAUACAUAGGUAUACGUCGCAAAAUACUGUAUACCUGGAAUCUUCCGCACAGUAAAUAUUUCACUCUUUACCAGUACUAUCCAUAUUAAUCCCGUGUUAAUUUCGCCCUUUACAUGUGAUUACUAUACACGGUUUAUUGUGUACUUCUACUAUUCGUUGCCAUUAUAAAUUCGCCCUCAUUAAGGAUGGCGAAAAGGCGAAAAAUGAAAUUGCAGCAAAAAUUUCCCGGCAUACAGUAUUGCUUAUUUAUUUGAAAUAGGAUACAUUGGUAAUCAGGAAAUUUAUACAUUAUAAAUUAAUCAGAAAAAGUAAGGCAUGUUCACUCGAAACAAGCCAUUAUGUCCUAUAACAUUAAUUAUUGUAUGUUUAGAUACCUAUCGACUUUUGGAAAGAUCAAUGACACUAUGGCAAAUUAGCAGAAAGGAACUCAUACUCUCAGUGCAUAUGUACAUGUAUAUCUUUUUAAUGAUAGACAUCGAAUUAUAGAGAUUGUUUUCUUAUGCAUCUGCUGCGCUUUAUUUUGAAAAUCAGGCUUUUUUAUAUGGUUUUACCAUUUAAUAACUUGAAUAGUCAAAUCAAAUCUUGAGUUUGUAUUCAGUUAUUGAAUUAUUUGGAAUGAGAAGACAUUCUGAAUAUUUUCUCAAGUUGUUCUCAUCAUCUUCCUGAGUAUUCUUAUACUGACAACCUAAGAUAUUGAAUUUUUCGUUCUACCAGUAGGUUGUAUAAAGUGGUAUAUAAUUGAUAAUCCCUCAGUCACGCAUAAUCUACUCACGUUUGGGUACCAAUAUUGUAUUUGUCAAAGGGGUAAAUAGUUGAAAUAUUUUAUGAUUUUGGAAAUGACUUCUUAAUCACUCGAUUUUCCUGUUGAUUUUAGGGAUUUUAUUUGAUUAUUCUUCUUUCACAAUUCAUUGACAUUUUAACUUGUUACUUUGUUUAUUGUGAAAUGAUUAUUACUGCAUGGUGUCAGGGAGAUUACAUCCAGCUAAAUAAAUCAUAUAAAUUGUGUAAUUGUGUGUUUGGAGUCGAUGUUUUCCCGUACAUGUACGAUAUCGAAAGCAAUCUCUUUUUGCCAAUUUGAACAACUAUAAUAAAUAUAUCAACU
Mizuhopecten yessoensis (Yesso scallop) is the source of this 3043-nucleotide messenger RNA. RefSeq lists its product as uncharacterized. The record is from RefSeq and is a predicted model, not a curated record. The coding region runs from base 162 to 935 and encodes 257 amino acids. The transcript has 2 exons. NCBI's taxonomy places the organism in Eukaryota, Metazoa, Mollusca, Bivalvia, Pectinida, Pectinidae.